UAUUGGUAGCUGCACUAACUGUCUAGUGUUGUAAGUAUGACAGAGAAAAAAAUCGGUGUCUUUGUUGUUGGUAUGGAGGCGAGCCAUAUGUUGGUACCGGUGGCUGAUACGUUUGAAGAGUUUGGUAAAAUGACUAUUGCAGAUUUGAAAAGCAAAAUUCAUGAACGCAUACCUGAAGUGGAGACAGAGAGAAUGCGAUUACUAUUUGCAGGAAAGCAAUUGGAGGAAACAAGAAAUGGCGACAUCAUGACGCUUGCAGACUACAACUUGCAGAAAAACUCGACGAUACAGCUCGUGGUGCGCUUACCAGGUGGAAUUUCUUUUUCGACUCUGAAAUUCCGACUCCAGUUGACAAUGAGUACUGAGCGUGUACCACGUCCUCCUUUGCCUGAGGUCGAGAAGCAAUACCGGCAGUCUGAUAUUUCACUCAAGUUUACCGACAAAAAAUGCGAAAUCACUGGAGAUGACGACACGCCAUCUCCACGCGCUCUCAUGUCGUGUGGACACGCUGUGGAUCCCAAUGCUUUGACUAUUUGGUGCAGAAGUCUACUCGACAAAAUGCGAUGGGAAUUUUACUGUCCUGCUAUUGUAGGCGGGGGAACGAAGCAAUGCAAACAGCAAUGGCCGUACGAAGAGGUGAGACGUCUCGCUCUCCUGAACGAAGCUGAAACAAAGUAUUUUGAAGCCAAAAUGUCUGAGUACGCAGCCAAGAAUUAUUGUGAUGUGAAAGAGUGUCCUGGAUGUCGCUCGUUUGUUGAACGAGAAGAUCUGUCAAACCUGAGGGUCAAGUGCAUCAUUUGUACGAAGAAAAACAACUCAAUGUAUGAAUUCUGUUGGAAUUGCGAUGCCGAGUGGUCAGGACCGGUCACGUCGGCCGAACGAUGUGGAAAACCUGGCUGUCAACAUCCUGAUCUAAAGAAGAUACUCGAUCCACCUCUAGUCCAGCUUGUAAGUGGCAAAAUACAAAACGUGCCAUCUCGCAGGGCUUGCCCCAAUUGUGGAUACGUGGUUGAACACGAUACGACUGGCUGCAAGUACAUGACAUGUACACGGUGUCGCAAGGAGUAUUGUUUUGCUUGUCUCGAUAUGAAAGCAGAUUGUCGAAAGCAGAGCGACUGGUUUUCAGCUUGCAGCAAGAGGGUUGCUCCCGUUCAAACUCGAAUUCCUGUAUGGAAACGAACCGCAACUUCUCAUUCCAGCACAACCUGAGCACAACAGAAACACAGUCUAGCUAGUAACUAGAAUUGUUUCAGUUUGCUAACACUUGCUCGAGCUCACUAGCUCUAGACACCAGAUUGUUGAUGUUGAUGUUGAUGUUGAGUGUGUUGAUGUUAGUAGGCAUGGUUAGAUAGCUAGAUGACACUUUUAGCCUUUAACUCGGACUGUCAUAAUAGCAGGUGUUGCGUUGGCAUUAGUUUGAGAGUGCAUGGCUAACUCCUGUGUACGGACGUAAACGCGCGCGAUCAGCGAAGCUGUACAGCA
Molecule: messenger RNA, 1482 nt
Organism: Corticium candelabrum
Lineage: Eukaryota; Metazoa; Porifera; Homoscleromorpha; Homosclerophorida; Plakinidae
Exons: 2
Coding region: 37-1209 (390 amino acids)
Biological process (GO): regulation of mitochondrion organization; regulation of apoptotic process; regulation of cellular response to oxidative stress
Cellular component (GO): cytoplasm; cytosol; ubiquitin ligase complex
Molecular function (GO): ubiquitin protein ligase activity; ubiquitin conjugating enzyme binding; zinc ion binding
Source: RefSeq, a predicted model, not a curated record